AUGGCGCAGGCGAUCAGUGAGGUGAUUCAUGACACAGAUCUAGAGGAUUGGAAUUUGGUUGGGUUUGGGGGGUUUGGAAAUGUCUUUAAAGCCUGGCACAAGACAUGGGGUCUUCAUGUGGCUAUUAAGCUACCUAGUCAUGAUUCAAGUCAAGCUGAGGAGAAAUCACUGCUUAAGGAGGCUGAUCAUAUGAAAAGUUUGGUUUUUGACUUUGUGCUGAGAAUUUAUGGACUUUAUGAUGGAAGUCCUCCGUUCAAAGGAACAACCAGACUGCGAGGUAUAGUCAUGGAGUACAUGGGGAGGGGAUCUGUUGAAACCCUGCAGAAAACCUUGGCUGGCCCUCCUCCGCUGCCUCUGGCCUUCCGCUUGGCUCAUCAAGUGGCUCUAGGAAUAAACUUCCUCCAUCUGAAGGGAGUUCUCCAUCAGGACCUAAAGCCAAGCAACGUGCUGCUGACAGAUGAACUCCACGUCAAGCUGGCAGACUUUGGCCUGUCCAGGAUCACCACCAGUGUUUUGAACAGCAGUGAUAAAACGGCCGGAGACAACGGAGGUACAUUUUCCUACAUGCCACCUGAAGCUUUGGAAGAUUUAUCUUAUAAACCUAGUCGUUCUUUUGACAUAUACAGUUAUGGCAUUCUACUCUGGUCUAUCUUUACUGGCCUAGAACCAUACAAAGGUACAAACGACAGCCUAGUUGCAUUUAGAAUCCCUAAGGGAGACAGACCUGAUGUGAGACUUUGUCCGAAGAAUGUAGAGGGGAUGGACGAGCUGGUGGAGCUCAUGACACAGUGCUGGGCUGGGGAUCCACUGAAGAGGCCAAACUCUGAAGGAUCUCAGGAAAAGUGA
Molecule: messenger RNA, 846 nt
Organism: Nematolebias whitei (Rio pearlfish)
Lineage: Eukaryota; Metazoa; Chordata; Actinopteri; Cyprinodontiformes; Rivulidae
Product: receptor-interacting serine/threonine-protein kinase 3-like
Exons: 6
Coding region: 1-846 (281 amino acids)
Biological process (GO): protein phosphorylation
Molecular function (GO): ATP binding; JUN kinase kinase kinase activity
Source: RefSeq, a predicted model, not a curated record